Gopherus flavomarginatus (Mexican gopher tortoise) is the source of this 2976-nucleotide messenger RNA. RefSeq names its product zinc finger protein 512 (gene ZNF512). NCBI's taxonomy places the organism in Eukaryota, Metazoa, Chordata, Testudines, Testudinidae. Gene Ontology annotation, molecular function: zinc ion binding. The record is from RefSeq and is a predicted model, not a curated record.
AUGAUGUCACCGCGAGCCUUUUUGGGUCACGUGUGUGAUCCCCGCUGUUUGCGAGUGGCGCAGAGCGAUGAGGUGGUCGUGAGGCGGCCAUGUGGAGCGACGGUUGUUCGGAUACAGGACCUGAGCACAGACAACAGAAGAUCAAGAGAUCUCUGGGAAACAAAGAGAGAAUCACCAUCCAGAGGAAAGAGGAAAUCUGAGCGAGAGGAUGAUGAAGAUUAUGAAGAAUUUUCCAGAAAGAAGCAGAAAGUUCCUGCAAGGAAGAAGCAACGAGCUGGGGUGCAACAAAAUCCCACAUCCAAAGGGCGUUAUGUGCAGAAAGAGCCACCAACCUAUGCAGCAGGCAGUGUGGAGGAACAGUGGUACCUGGAGAUCCUAAGUAAGGGCAGAGUUUCCUGUCCAACAUGCAGAGCUGUGGUCAGGAAGACUGUAGAGGGACUGAAGAAACAUAUGGCGAAUUGCAGACAGGAGAUGUUCUCAUGUCAUCACUGUGGAAAACAGCUCAGGUCUUUGGCAGGAAUGAAAUACCACAUCAUGGCAGAUCACAACAACCUGCCAGUUGUGAAGGAAGGAGGUGAAUUAGAUGAGCAGUGUGAACGAGACCGCCUCCGGAAGGUGCUGAAGCGAAUGGGAAAGCUAAAGUGUAUGAGGGAGGGAUGUACAGGCAGCUUCACCAGCAUAAUGGGAUACCUGUACCAUAUGAAAAAGUGUGGGAAGGAGGCCUCUGAGUUGGAGAAAAUGGCGAUGAAAUGUCGUCACUGUGGGAAAGCAUACAAGUCAAAGGCAGGGCUUGUUUAUCACCUUAGGUCUGAGCAUGGGCCGGUCACUUUCCUCCAUGAAGAAGGGAGGCCUGAGAGUCUGAAGGAAAUGACCCUGGAGCCCAGUAGUGCAGGCAGAGUCCAGAGAAAAUCUGCCAAGGUGGCAGUCUAUUACCUUCACGAGCUAGCUAAUGAAGAGCUGGCCAAGGAGUGGCCUAAGAAGAAGGUUCUACGGGACCUAGUCCCAGAUGAUCGGAAGCUGAAAUACACCCGGCCCGGACUGCCCACAUUUAGUCAGGAUGUGUUGUGCAAGUGGAAAUCGGAGAUAAAGAUGUACCGAAGGGUCCACUGUCCAAACCAGGGCUGUGAGUCUGUAUAUGGCAGUGUCUCAGGACUCAAAUCUCACCUCGGCACCUGCACCUUGGGAGACUUUGUGGCUGGGAAAUACAAGUGUCUCCUAUGUGAGAAGGAAUUCAUAUCAGAGAGCGGGGUCAAGUAUCACAUCAACUCUGUGCAUGCUGAGGACUGGUUUGAUGUGAAUACCACUAACAAAAAAAGCUUUGAGAAGCUGAUGAAAAUCCGCCAGAGAGAAGAUGAGCAGAGAAAGCAGCGAAAGAAGCGUAUCGCAGCUCGGAGCAGGAAGAAAAGGCCUGGGACUGUAUCUGCCAAGAAGCUCCUUGGUGCAGGGGCCGAGAGAAGCAGAAGAAGGAGUAAGAGGGGGCAUUCCCAGCUGGUGGACACUGAAAGCAGGAGCAGCGAGGAGGAGGAGGAGGAGGAGGAGGAGCCCCAAGCUGCACAGAGGGCAGAAACUCCAAAAACUAUGCGCAAACGAGGCAGGAAAUAGAUCAUUGGAGGCAGAGGAACUAGACAGUUCUAGGAAACCAGGAGCCCAGGUCAUGACACAGCAGUCACUCCCUUCUGUGGACAGUGGCCUAGCAGUGUAGUUUGUGCCCUAGUUAUAGGCUGAGUUCAGGUUAUGUUAGUUGCUUAUUUAGUGAUUUUAAAUGUUUCAGUCUCCAUUACAGCUCUCUGCUUUUGUUGUCCUCUUAGGGAUCCUCAGCUUUGGUGAGGGCAGGUUUCCUUGGUGGAUCUCUAGGGCUGGGUGUGUGGGUCUCAGCUGGGGGAGUGAUUUCCUUUGGGGCAGUGUGUGCAGAUCCUGGGCAGUUUCUGGGGUGGGGCAUAGAUGCUCUGGCUUGAUCACCUGCAGCCCAAUGCUACCUCAGGUGCUUAAAGGGCCUGCCUCUGAGACUCAGAUACCUGAGUGCUGUCUCCCCCUUAGGUCAUUGCCAUAAAGCACCAUCCCUUCAAACUCAGCACUGCCCAGCAGUUUAGGAACCCAGGCCUGCCUGAUUAGUUAGACAUCACCCUGCCAAAAGCAGGAGUGUUUGCAGUGGGCUAAUGUACCCUUCAGCACCUGCCUCUUUUAAGGCUGAGCACUGACUGGUCCCUAAAAGUGGGGAGGGAGCUCUUCCUCCAGUCUGUGGCUAGGGACCAGCUGUCUAGACCCUUGCCUUCCAGAGGCACGUGGCAUCAAACUUGUCUGCCAGCACGCUACAGUCUGGGGAUGUGUGAGAUCAGUGCAGAUGGCUUGUGCGGUGUUACAGGUUCACACUUCGUAACAGCCACUCCCCACCUGCAGGACAGAGCUCAUACACAGUAGCAAAGCCCUGCGUUUUGUUGCCAUGGGGUGGCCUUGCCCUAGUUUGGUGUCUUCCUUCCCUCAGGCCUCAGUAGGAGCUGCUUCUCCUUGUCAGUGAGCUCUGCAGGUGCCUUCUCCCCUGAGCUAGUUGUAGCCUGCUCCUGGGAUUGCCACCUUUACCAGGACAAGCCUUAUGUAGUGGGCCUUCCUGUGUGUUGGUGUCAGGGCUGGAGGGAGGGGGUCCUGUUUACCUGUUGAAUUAAGUUUUUUAAUUUAGUUCAUGAUGAGUGUUCUGCCAUGUUCCACUUGUAUAGCAGGGCCAGUUGAGACCCAUAAAUGGGUAACAUCUCUGGCAGGCUUAGCUACCCCCAUUCUCUGCUGGGUAGAGAAGGAGCCUGCAGGAUUUCUGAUGUCAGCUCACAUGCCCUGACAUAAAAGUGCAGGAUUUGAUGUCUCUUUACCCUCUCCUGUCUUGUCCCGCUACAGUUCCCUGCCUCAGCUGGCUCUUUAGUUUGUUACAUGAGGAUUCAGCUAGCAGGAUCCAGCACUCAAGAGUACCCUUCAUAUCUCGCUGCAGUG